AUGUUUGUCGGAGCACGUCUGCCUGAGCCCAUAAUCCCCGUGGACCCUUCAGACCUGCUCUUGAGCGCUCUGUGGGUGGUGCGCUCUGACUGGAACUAUCUGCGCAUCGGAGCCGCUCCUACCUUCCGGUCCCUGAGCUCGGCCUUGGACGGCGUGGAGGGGCUGGACGCCGGGCUCACCGGGGCACUGCGGCUGCCUCCCGAGAACCGGGAGCGAAACGCAGACAACCACUUCAUCUUCAGAGUCAAACCGUCCCAAACUCCACAAAACACAGACGUAAUACACCCAAAAAUACCAUGA
Molecule: messenger RNA, 300 nt
Organism: Knipowitschia caucasica
Lineage: Eukaryota; Metazoa; Chordata; Actinopteri; Gobiiformes; Gobiidae
Source: the annotation of a GenBank genome assembly